AUGCCAACUACUGAAUCUCCAAAGUCAACUGAUCUCGAAAUUCAAGAAAGUCAACCAGAAAUGAAUGAGAAGCAAGUUUCUUUGCCUUCGAAGGCUAUGUUAAAAGUUAACUCUCCAAAAAAUACGCCGCUAGCCUCACCUGCAUUUGCGAAAAAGAACGGCGCGUCGUCUAAAAAGAGACCACUUGAUCCUCAAGAACUUAACAAUAUGAUUCAGAGCAAAAUCUCUCAACUUGAAACUGAAUCGUCAAUUGAUGAAGAGGAGGAAAAGGCUUUCGCUAAAGCCGUAAAAAAGGCAAGCAGGGAAAUGAAAGACAUCAUUAAUUCUCACGAUGAUCAAAUGGAAAAAUUUGAUACUAUACAGCAAAGGUACAUGGAAUUGUUUCAAGAUAUGAAACGUCUUGAGCGAGAUCAUGCAAAAAUGAAGAAGCGUAAUGAACAAUUACAAAAAGAGAAAGAUGCUGCAAAAAGUGAUCUGUCUAAAACGAAUUCAAUGAAACAUAAGUUGGAGAAUAUAUGUCGAGAAUUACAAAAAGAAAACAAACGUAUUAAGGAGGAAAGCAAACGCUUGGCCGCUAGUGAACAACAGAAACGCGAAGAAUUAUCAAGCAAAUUUGAGAACACCAUCUGGGAGAUCAAAUCUAAGAUGGAAGAGGAUACUGAUGAGAAAAAAAAACGUGCGGAGGAUAGUGAAUUAUUAAAAGAUAAGUUCCGCAGUUUCUUAGAACAAUACGAACUCCGUGAAAAACAUUUUGAUAGUGUAGUUCGAUCUAAGGAUUUGGAAUUGCAGUUGUAUGAAGCGAAGUUACAACAGCAAAAGCAACUAACUGAACAAGAAAAUAUAAAGGUAAAUUCAUUAAAGGAGCAAGUUGAAACCUUUACUAAAACGGAAGCUGAACUACGUAAACAGCUAAACGUAUACGUGGAAAAGUUUAAACAAGUUGAAGAAACUCUAAAUAAAAGCAAUGAGCUUUUCCUUAACUUUCGCAAAGAAAUGGAACAGAUGACCAAAAAAACGAAGAAACUUGAAAAAGAAAAUUCGUCUAUCAAAGGGAAAUGUGACACAAUGAAUAAGAACAUUUUAGAGAUGGCCGAAGAGCGGGCAAGGGAUCAGAAGACUAUAGAGGAUUCAAAGAAAAAGCAGUCAAAAUUGGAAAAUUUGUGCAGAGCAUUACAAGCAGAAAGGGCAGUUCUUAAGAAAAAAGUAGAAUCUUUUGAAUUGACACCUAUUCAACUUCCCAACACACCUAUUUUUUCAACAUGUGAUGAAGAAGUCGAUGAAGGCUCAAGUGAUUAUGGAUCUACAGAAGAUACGGUACCUUGUAAAUGCAUGGAAAAUAAUGGAGAAGUUUCCGAAGCUCCAGUACAAUGUUUCUGUGCAAUAGAUCAAGAAUGUUUUGAGGAAGUUGGGCAAAAAUUAGAGGUCUCUAAUGAACCCGAUUUAGAAACCGAUAGAGUUAUAAAAGGUGGUGAAUUGAUUAACUAA
This is a messenger RNA of Funneliformis geosporum, 1485 nucleotides long. Lineage: Eukaryota; Fungi; Glomeromycota; Glomeromycetes; Glomerales; Glomeraceae. The record is from the annotation of a GenBank genome assembly.